This is a messenger RNA of Coregonus clupeaformis (lake whitefish), 3557 nucleotides long. RefSeq names its product neurobeachin-like. Gene Ontology annotation, cellular component: membrane; cytosol. Bases 1 to 2016 code for a protein of 671 amino acids. NCBI's taxonomy places the organism in Eukaryota, Metazoa, Chordata, Actinopteri, Salmoniformes, Salmonidae. The transcript is spliced from 12 exons. The record is from RefSeq and is a predicted model, not a curated record. Gene Ontology annotation, molecular function: protein kinase binding. Gene Ontology annotation, biological process: intracellular protein localization.
AUGCCAGGAAAAGUACCAGGCCUGGCGGAGAUGCUGGUGCUUCCGAAACACCAGGAGUGCGGCCCCACCACAAUCAACCUCCAAAGGACCCCAGGUCUCAACCCACCCACGUCCAGGACAUCCCGGCUCGGGAGGCCGAAGCAGGCGGUCAUACGCAGGAGAGCUCGACAGUGUUACCGGUGUGGGGAGAUGGACAUAUCUCUGGCACGCAACGGCAACGGCAGCAGCGGCGGCGGCAGGCGCGCAACAGCAGCGGCAGCGGCGGCCGGCAGCGGCGGCGGCAACAGCGGCAGCAACGGCAACGCGCAGCAACACACCGGCAACAACGGCGGCGGCAGCGCGGCGGCGGCGGCGGCGGCAACGCAACAGCGCGCACCCAGCGGCAACAGCAACAGCGCAAACGACACAACAAAAACAACAAACAGCAACAGCAAAGCAGCAGCAGCAACGGCAACGCGGCGCACGCAACGGCAGCAGCGGCAGCGCCGGCGGCAGCGGCAGCACGGCAGCAGCAGCGGCAGCAGCGGCGGCACCCGCGGCGGCGCGGCGGCAGCGGCAGCAGCGGCAGCAACGGCAGCGGCGCAGCGCGCACAGCACGAGCGGCAGCCAACCCGCAACCUUCUUGCAUUGGAGAGUGAGUUUGUGUCAUGCCAGCUGCACCAGUGGAUAGAUCUGAUAUUUGGUUAUAAGCAGCGAGGGCCCGAGGCUGUACGAGCUCUUAACGUCUUCCACUUCCUGUCCUAUGAGGGUUCCGUCACCUUGGAUACCAUCACCGACUCCGCACAGCGGGAGUUGAUGGAGUCCCAGAUCCAGGCCUGUGGUCAGACUCCAUCCCAGCUGCUGAUUGAGCCACACCCCCCUCGCUCCUCUGCCAUGCACCUGUGUUUCCUUCCCCAGAGUCCUCUGAUGUUUAAGGACCAGAUGCAGCAGGAUGUGAUCAUGGUGCUGAAGUUCCCCUCCAACUCCCCUGUGACCCACGUAGCUGCCAACACCCUGCCCCACCUCUCUGUCCCUGCUGCUGUCACCGUCACCUGCAGCAGACUGUUCGCUGUCAACCGCUGGCACAACACCGUCGGUCUCCGUGGUGCUCCAGGUUACUCCCUAGAACAGGCUCAUCACCUGCCCAUUGAGAUGGACCCUCUCAUAGCCAACAACUCUGGUGUGAGUAAGCGUCAGAUCACAGACCUUGUGGACCAGAGCAUCCAGAUCAACACACACUGCUUCGUGGUUACCGCUGACAACCGCUACAUCCUGGUCUGUGGCUUCUGGGACAAGAGCUUCAGAGUCUACUCCACUGAGACAGGUAAGUUGACCCAGAUAGUGUUUGGGCACUGGGACGUGGUGACGUGCCUGGCCCGGUCAGAGAGCUACAUCGGAGGGGACUGCUACAUCGUGUCAGGGUCCAGAGAUGCUACCCUGCUGCUGUGGUACUGGAGCGGACGACAUCACAUCAUUGGAGACAACCCCAACAACAGUGACUACCCUGCUCCGAGAGCUGUGCUGACGGGUCACGACCAUGAGGUGGUGUGUGUGUCCGUUUGCGCUGAGCUGGGACUGGUCAUCAGUGGGGCCAAAGAGGGUCCAUGCUUGGUCCAUACUAUAACAGGAGACCUGCUGCGGGCCCUGGAGGGCCCAGAGUUGUGCCUGAGGCCCCGCCUCAUCUCUGUGUCCAGUGAGGGCCACUGUAUCAUCUGUUAUGAGAGAGGACGCUUCUGUAACUUCAGCAUCAACGGGAAACUACUGGCUCAAAUGGAGGUCAACGACUCUACACGGGCGAUCCUGUUGAGUAGUGAUGGUCAGAACCUGGUGACAGGAGGAGACAACGGGGUGGUGGAGGUGUGGCAGGCCUGUGACUUCAAACAGCUCUACAUCUACCCAGGGUGUGACGCUGGCAUCCGCGCCAUGGACCUGUCCCAUGACCAGAGGACUCUGAUCACUGGCAUGGCGUCUGGCAGCAUCGUAGCUUUCAACAUCGACUUCAACCGCUGGCACUACGAACACCAGAACAGGUACUGAGGAGAAGAGGACAAAAGAGAGAGAGAGGAGGACAAGCACGAGAUGAGGAGAGAGAGAGAGCGAAAGAGAGAGGAGGAAGGUGAAAGGUCAAGCUGUAAACAACAACUACAGAAAUACAUUUUUAAAAGGAUGAGAGGUUGGAAAGCCACUAAAUCUCUACUUCCUGUGAUGAUGUCACUUGAGAAGGAGGAGAGCGAGCCCAUCACAGCUACUGUAGGACAUCUUCUCUGCCAAUGAACUAAGAUCAAGUAAGGAGAAGAUCAAAUCUAUUGCUAGACUUUGACUGGGGUUGAACAGGCCCGUAUAGGACUUUUAAUGUGUGAGAACUUUCACUGUUAAUGGACAGAACGCUUAUCGCUUCACUGGACAAAGUAACAAACUAAAAUGGGUUUUUGUUGCUUUGGUGUAGUUCUUUUAUGUUUUUUUUUAUUUAUCUUUUGUUUAUAGGAGGUUUUAAAGGGUGGGAGAUGGGGUCCAGGCUACCACAGAAAGUUGAAACUGGUCUAAACUGAAUUGAACAGGUUUAAAACUGGACUGAACUGGUUAAAACUGGACUGAACUGGUUUAAACCUGGAUUGAGCUGGUCUGAAGCUGUACUUCCCAUUGAAGAAAACAGGUGCUGUUGGCUUAAACUCAGAUCGGGUUUAUUCUGUAAAUUAUAUAUAUUUUUGUUUCAUAUUAUUUUGUUUUCUUUUGAUUUAAUUUCUUUAGUUUGAUUUAUUUUAUUUUCCGUUAAUUUAUUUUUGUUUUAUAAUAUUUUUGACUACCAGGAGGGUGAAUAUGAUUUCUGUAAAUACUGUUCUGUUUCCUUUGUCUAUGAUUGACAAACAGGGAGACAUUACAGUCCUCACUCCCAUCACCACACAGACCAUGCCUAUCACCUUUAAUUUAUUAAUGACUUGCUGUGUAAUAAUAGUGAUGACGAUGGCAAUGAUGAUGACUGUGAUGAUGAUGACUGUGAUGAUGAUGACUGAUGAUGAUGACUGAUGGUAGAGGUGGUGGUGAUAACGACGAAGAGGUGUUUGCCAACGCCAUCAGGCGAUGACAUCUACCGGAUAAGCCUGAUUUUCUUUGUAUAUUUGGUGAUUGUUUUGUCAAAUAUGUACAUAUAGUCUUGGUUUCGGGCUACGGUGGACAGACGGCCGGACAGAGAGUUUAAUCAACCGAAUAAGACAGAUAACGUAAAAAGGAAACCUUCACUCACUCACAUUUGUCGAUUAUUUAAAGAAAAUAGAAAAAUAAGAAUUGAAUCGGUGUCAAACGUUUCGUUUUUGUAUUCACACUUUGCACCAAUCACAUAUAAUUAUUUAUUAGCCUGAUGAUUAUUUCCUGUCACAUGACUGUUUCAUUUUUUCGGGCCAUGUUUUAUUCUGCGGGAUUAUUUGUGCAUUGAUGUUUGUAUUUAAAGACGAUGAAAUCACGUGUGAUUUAUUAAUAAAGUAGACCUCACAACUGUAAGCAAUAUCAUGAGUCUGUAGCCCUGAGAGAGGGAAGGAGGAGAGAGAGGGGGAAGGAGGAGAGAGAGGGAAGGAGGAGAGAGG